CCGAUUCUUUUCCUCCCGGUGUCAAAAUCGCACACGAAGUUGUGUGUUGGAGUGGGAAGAUAAAAUUAGCAGUUUUCCUUUCACUGGUAGUGUGAAUUUACUUUUCAAUCAUCUGCGAGUUGGUACGAGAUGAGCGGAAUGAUACGACUUCCAACGGUGCUAGCCAAGAACGCGCUUUCGGCGGUUCGAGGCCUGACUGCUGGUACGUCACAACGAAACUUGCAUUUCACCGUUGGGCAGAAUAAUGCCAAAUCGAACCCAGAUGCCAUUUCGCGAGAGUAUCCUGUCGUGGAUCAUACCUACGAUGCAGUGGUCGUUGGUGCUGGUGGAGCUGGUCUCCGUGCCGCGUUUGGGCUGGUAGCGGAGGGAUUUAAGACUGCCGUUAUCACAAAGCUGUUCCCCACGCGUUCCCAUACCGUAGCCGCACAGGGUGGCAUCAAUGCCGCGCUCGGCAACAUGGAAGAGGACGACUGGAAGUGGCACAUGUACGAUACGGUGAAGGGAUCGGAUUGGUUGGGCGACCAGGAUGCCAUCCACUAUAUGACCCGUGAAGCACCAAAGGCAGUCAUCGAGCUAGAGAAUUAUGGAAUGCCGUUUUCGCGUACGCCCGACGGCAAGAUCUACCAGCGUGCGUUUGGUGGGCAGAGUUUGAAGUACGGCAAAGGAGGACAGGCCCAUCGGUGCUGUUGCGUUGCGGAUCGUACCGGACACUCGCUGCUCCACACGCUUUACGGUCAGUCGCUGAGCUACGACUGUAACUAUUUCAUCGAAUAUUUCGCCAUGGAUUUGUUGAUGCAGAAUGGUGAGUGUGUUGGUGUGAUUGCGAUGAACCUGGAGGAUGGUAGCAUCCAUCGUUUCCGGGCGAAGAACACAGUGCUGGCCACCGGUGGGUACGGACGUGCGUACUUCUCUUGCACCUCGGCACACACCUGUACCGGAGACGGUACGGCAAUGGUUGCGCGAGCCGGUUUGCCAUCGGAAGAUUUGGAAUUUGUACAGUUUCACCCGACGGGCAUCUAUGGUGCCGGUUGUCUGAUUACGGAAGGAUGCCGCGGUGAGGGUGGUUAUCUAAUCAACUCACAGGGCGAACGAUUCAUGGAGCGCUACGCUCCGGUCGCGAAGGACUUGGCAUCGCGCGAUGUCGUGUCACGUUCGAUGACGAUUGAAAUUCGUGAAGGUCGCGGUUGUGGCCCGGAAAAAGAUCACGUUUACCUGCAGCUGCACCAUCUGCCCCCGGAGCAGCUGGCUCAGCGACUGCCGGGAAUUUCGGAAACAGCAAUGAUUUUCGCCGGUGUUGAUGUAACCCGUGAACCCAUUCCCGUGCUGCCGACCGUGCAUUAUAAUAUGGGCGGUGUGCCGACGAAUUAUAAGGGUCAGGUGCUAACCACAGAGAAUGGUACGGAUCGUGUCGUGCCAGGAUUGUACGCUUGUGGCGAAUCCGCAUGUUCGUCGGUGCAUGGUGCUAAUCGUCUCGGUGCUAAUUCGCUACUGGAUCUGGUUGUGUUUGGUCGUGCUUGCGCUAAAACGAUUGCUCAGGAAAAUCGCCCAGGCGAGAAAGUCCAGGAGCUGAAGCCAAACGCAGGUGAAGCAUCGGUGGCCAACUUGGAUUGGGUGCGUAACGCGGAUGGGCAGCUGCCGACGUCGACACUGCGUUUGAAUAUGCAGAAGACUAUGCAAACGCAUGCAGCCGUUUUCCGGGAGGAGAAAACACUGCAGGAAGGUGUACGAAAGAUGAGUGACAUCUACAAAACCAUCAAGGACGUGAAAGUGUCGGACCGUUCGCUUGUGUGGAACUCGGAUCUAGUGGAAACGCUGGAGCUGCAAAAUUUGCUGCUGAACGCCAACAUGACGAUUGUGGCUGCCGAAAACCGUAAAGAAUCGCGCGGUGCCCAUGCUCGUGAAGAUUACAAGCAACGUAUCGAUGAAUAUGACUUCAGCAAACCUCUUGAAGGGCAGCAGAAGAAACCAGUUGAAGAACACUGGCGCAAGCACACGUUGACGUGGAUCGACCCAGCCACCGGUAACGUCACCAUCGAUUACCGUCCGGUCAUUGACGAAACGCUCAGCGAGGAGUGUGCCACCGUACCGCCAGCAAUCCGGUCGUACUAAACAAAAUAACAACAACACCCGAACGAUGUUUGCUGCCGUGUGAUCUAUUUUUGGGGGAGAGUAACGCUACUACGACGAGGAAAAGAAAAUCGGGCCUACGUCAUCCUGUGUCACGCUGUUGCACCUUUUCCUUCUAAUUAGUAAGAAGUGUACGAGAUGCUUGCAGCUAGCCUUUGGCUAUAGAAAGUAUUAUGUGAGUAUCGGUGGCACGUGUGCUUAUCGUUAUGACCUUGACCUUGACCACCGGGACUGUUACUUCGUUUGUAUUUGAACAAAGUUAAUGAGGCAGACAAUCAGGUUACUGAUAACGGUCAUAAGGCGCCUUUCGAUUGGGAUGCUUAAUCGCUAGGUGGUGCAUCGCUAAUCGCGGUUAUUUAUGAUUCUUUCGUCUUUCCUUUCAGUAACAACAUACAGCUCAGAUCACACCCCAUCACUGUUUAUUUAUUACAUCUUGAGUGUCGACAUUUUGCGUAAGAAUGCAUAAACGAAGGAAAAGAAGCAAGUUAAUACCUAACGGCAAAAUAAAUAGAGCACGUGCGAGAGUACGUAACGGUGGAAAGCGAGUGACCAAAUGUAUAUCUAGACAUGGUUCCACCUAAUGUCGAUCCUCGCCCACUGCCUGCAGCGUAAUGGUAGAUAGUGGAUCAAUUUCGCACAAUCAACCUGCCAUUGUUCCUAAAAGUUCUAAAAUGUUGCACAUACUAGCAAGUAGCAAACCAGUGAGCGAUUUGCCAAAAAAUAUUGCAACCGAUGAGCAAAGUUUGACGUAACUGAGCAUAAAAAGGGAAAUCAACAAGAAAAAAAGAGACGCAGUGUGAAAACUUAACACAAUUCGAUAUAUUUAUUUAGAUUCUUUUCGUUAUUGUAGGAAACCAAAAACCAAAAGCAAAAAACCCCGUAUCCUUAAUUGGUGUACUUCAUUAGAUUUAGUGAGAAUGCAACGAAGCAUGGAAAACAAACCUGAAAAAACCCAAUGCAUUGGAAGUCGAAAUUGAACUAAAUGGAUGAUAAUAAAACGAUUUCUACGCCUUAACGCAAUACAACAUUCGAA
Molecule: messenger RNA, 3160 nt
Organism: Anopheles funestus (African malaria mosquito)
Lineage: Eukaryota; Metazoa; Arthropoda; Insecta; Diptera; Culicidae
Gene: SdhA
Product: succinate dehydrogenase [ubiquinone] flavoprotein subunit, mitochondrial
Exons: 3
Coding region: 130-2109 (659 amino acids)
Biological process (GO): tricarboxylic acid cycle; mitochondrial electron transport, succinate to ubiquinone
Molecular function (GO): succinate dehydrogenase (quinone) activity; flavin adenine dinucleotide binding; electron transfer activity
Source: RefSeq, a predicted model, not a curated record